AUGAGUAUGAUCCAAGUUGUUUUUGCCAUAAGAAAUGGUUUCAGUAGCAAAACACUGGAUCCUUGUCUCUACAUUCUGAGAUUUGCCUCAAAACUCGAAUUUGGAGCCAAAACGCAACAAGUCACCAACACUGCUCUACGAAUGGUCCAGAGAAUGAAAAGGGACAGUUUACAUUCGGGAAGGCGGCCUUCGGGACUUUGUGGUGCUGCUUUGCUGAUGUCAGCACGUCUGCACGAUUAUAACCGCUCCAUAGCAGAUAUUGUAAAAAUUGUCAAGGUUCACGAAUCUACGAUGAGAAAAAGACUGCUAGAAUUUGGCGAUACUCCAAGCAGCACGUUGACGCUAGAUGAAUUUAUGACAGUGGAUCUUGAAGAAGAACAGGAUCCGCCAUCCUUCAAGAUGGCUAGAAAAAAGGAUAAAGAACGGCUACAAAAGUUAAUAGAAGAAGACGCUGAUAACAUUAGUGACCUUCAAAAAGAAAUUGAAAGUCAAUUAGUGGAACAGAUUAAAAAAAGAUCGGGGUCUAGUAAGGUGGAACAGACAGAAACGAGAAGGUUUAUUGACGAAUCAACUUUGGGCACUAUUCACCAGAUAAUGGACGAGGAAGUAGUUGUUCCAAAACGCCCUGGCCCAGUAGGAUUAGGGCCUAAUAUUGAUAGUAUAGGUCUUCCUGCUUCAUUAGAUGACACCACAAACGCCAUCCAACCCCAAAAACCUGCAGAAGACGAUAUGGAGGUGAAUUUAGAAGACUUGGACGACGAUGAAAUAGAUUCCUAUAUUAUGAGUGAGAAGGAAUUUUCCGAAAAGAAUAAAGUGUGGCUUCAAAUGAAUGAGGAUUAUUUGAAAGUGCAAAAAGAAAAAGAAGAGCAAUUGCAAAAGGAGCGAGAAGAGGGGAAACCUGAAAAGAAACCUCGGAAGCGACCAACUAAAAGAGCACGCAUGGGUCCGGCAAAUUCAGCAGGGGAAGCUAUAGAAAAAAUUAUACAAGAAAAGAAAAUUUCUUCAAAAAUUAACUAUGACGUUUUGAAGAAUCUGAAUACUGUCGCUACAAACGAUGCAAAUGAUGAUAUUGUACCAUCUACAUCGCAGCCUAAAAGACCAUUAUCAGUUAUUACCGAAGAAUCUCCUGUAAAAAGAAAACGCGUCAGAACUAAAUCUGUUGGACUACCAUUUGUUGAAAGCAAACAGUCAGAUCCCACAAGUAAACCGGAAGCUGAAUCUAAACAAGAGUCAGCGAAAAACCAAAAUGAUGAAGAGGAAGAAGAAGAAGAAGAAGACUUCUAUGAAGAAAAGCCGGAAGAAACUGCUAAAGAAAUGGGAGUUUUGCAAAUGUUAAAACAGCAUCACGAAGACGAAAUUGGUGGGGAUGAAUAUGGAUAUGAUGAUUACGGAUAUGAGGAAGAUUAUUGA
Molecule: messenger RNA, 1410 nt
Organism: Ceutorhynchus assimilis (cabbage seed weevil)
Lineage: Eukaryota; Metazoa; Arthropoda; Insecta; Coleoptera; Curculionidae
Source: the annotation of a GenBank genome assembly